CAAUCCGUAGGGAGUGUUUCGGUGAACGGAAUUGAAGGAAUAAUUUUGGUGAACGAUGGAAAUAUGUGAAUUGGAAGGUUUUUUCCAUCAGCACUACGAUACUUUUCGUUUGGCAAUCGGUGAAAGUGAUUUCGAAACGUUUGCUCAGCUAAAAACCGAUCAACAGCGAGUAGAGUUCGUAGAAAAUAUUCUGCUGGAACGUUUGGAUAGUUUUACGAUCUUCAAACCGACUCUCACCGGAAUAGAGAAAAAUCUCCCAAAAGCGCUGGAAUUCAAGGAACAAGGAAAUCAAGCCCUGUAUCGGGAAGAGUGGCAAAAGUCACUCAAAUGUUACAACGAAGCUCUUUUCUGGUUGCCAUCGGAAAAUGAACUGGACAGAAGUCUCAUUCUGGCUAAUCGGUCGGCAUCUCUGUUUCAUCUCAACAAAUUCAGCCAUGCACUGGAGGAUCUUAGACUAGCAAUAGACCUAAACUAUCCUAAGGAGAAGCUGUUUAAACUUCUGGAGAGGAAAGCUAGAUGUUACUUUGCAAGGAAAGAUCUUUUGAAUGCACUUGAGAAUUUUAGAGAGUCCUACAAUGCAUUGCACUAUUCCAAUUUGAGUGGAGAAAAAAGAGAUAAAUGGAUGAAACAACUUAAGAAAGUUAUUUUCGAGCUCGACGAACGUGUUACUCAGGCGAAAAAGUAUCUUACACCAGUAACACAUAACGUGACAAAACCAUUCGUCCCCUAUGUGGAUAAGGCUCUGUACUUCGAUAGCUCGGAUAAUGAGGGUCGAUUUGCUCGAACGAAUUGUCAUCUGAAUCCAAGCUAUUUGCUUCUGAAGGAGAAACCGCAUGCUUCAGUCGUCUGCGAAGAAUAUUGUACAACUCAUUGUGAUCGUUGCUGCCUCAGAGUUGAAGUGUUGUUUCCCUGUCCGAAUUGUAUCGAUGUGGUGUAUUGCUCGGAGCAAUGUCAACAGGAAGCACUCAAUACGUUUCAUAAGUACGAGUGUAGAUUCCUACCAUUUCUAAGGAAACUGGGAGCCAAUAUCGUUUGCUUUCUGGCUUUGCGAAUUAUUACCCAACGCAGAGAAGAUUAUUUCCUUAACUUGAAAGAAGAUCUGAGUCAGCUGUCAGAUGAUGAUGUGACAAGAUUACCUGUCGAUGAUUACCGGCGCAUCUAUAACUAUGUUACGCACUCCUCUCAAAGGAGUCCGGAAGAUUCUCUGCAAUGGACCCUGAUGGCUGUCUUAAUCAACCGAAUGCUGUUACAUGGUGGAUACUAUAGUAGUGGUUGUACGAAUAGUUACAUCGGAUCGCUGCUGCUGCACAAUCUUCAGGUGGUAACCUACAAUUCGCACGAAAUAGCGGAACAUCAGCGACUUCGUGCCAAUGAUUCCGGAACAUCCGUUUGCAUUGGAGCUGGUCUUUAUCCAACUUUGGUGUUCUUCAACCAUUCUUGCGAUCCCGGAAUCACUCGAUACUUCAUCGGCAAUGCAGUGUAUGUUCGAACCUUGAAAAACAUUCCUCCUGGGGGGACCAUUUCGGAGAACUACGGUCAACUGUAUGCACGCAACGAACGAAAAGAUCGACAGAAGAAACUUUUCGAAGGGUACAAAUUUCAGUGCAAUUGCCAGGCUUGCCAGGAAGAUUGGCCGCUGGUUUUCAAUAUGAACCCGUCUAUGGUCCGAUUGAAGUGCGCUGGAACCGAGGGUUGUCCCAAUGCGUUGGUUUUUAAAGUGGAGGAUGAUCGUCCCGAGGUGAUGACAUGUGAUCGAUGCGGAGCGUUGACCGAUGUUAGCAAUAGUUUGGAAUCACUAAUGAACACUGACAUGCUUAAUCGGUACCAGGCUGCUAAUAAUCUGUUAGAUCAGGGUGAAUACGACAAAGCUUUGGCCAAGUAUUCGGCUAUCAUGACAUCUUUGGAUGAAGUCCUUGUGCAACCAUAUAGGGAAUAUUAUCUUUGUCAGCAAGGAAUUCGACGAUGUACUAUUGAAAUGGGAAACAAGUAUAUAGAAAUGAAAUAA
Molecule: messenger RNA, 2005 nt
Organism: Uranotaenia lowii
Lineage: Eukaryota; Metazoa; Arthropoda; Insecta; Diptera; Culicidae
Product: SET and MYND domain-containing protein 4-like
Exons: 6
Coding region: 56-2005 (649 amino acids)
Molecular function (GO): protein binding
Source: RefSeq, a predicted model, not a curated record